Molecule: messenger RNA, 3018 nt
Organism: Alternaria arborescens
Lineage: Eukaryota; Fungi; Ascomycota; Dothideomycetes; Pleosporales; Pleosporaceae
Exons: 2
Coding region: 1-3018 (1005 amino acids)
Biological process (GO): phosphatidylinositol dephosphorylation
Molecular function (GO): phosphatidylinositol-4,5-bisphosphate 5-phosphatase activity
Source: RefSeq, a predicted model, not a curated record
AUGGCGCCCGAAGCAGCCUCUUCUGUGCGCUCCACCGAGCGCCUGGAUGCGAGUAUCCCUGGCGCUUUCCUUGAUCCGCGCACUCCAAGCAUAGCUUCCAUCACCACGCACCAGACGUCCCUCUCGCAAGCCCUCUACGAGCGCCGCGCCGAAUACACGCGACCGCGCAAUGUGCGCAUCAAAGUCGGCACCUGGAACACGGGCGCCCAAAAGGGCACCGAGCAGGACAUUGGCAAGUGGUUCAUCCAGGGCAAGGGCAUUGAAGAGUCGCUCGCUGGGCUCGGCGUGUCUGACCCUGGGGAGCACGGCAAGGGCGGCAGAGAGAGCGUCCCAGCGCAAGAAGCACGACAUAGCACGCGGGAGCCGACUGUCCCUCACCACGAAGCAGGCGAGGUCCCGGGCGGAGAGGACAUCGAUAUCUAUGCGCUUGGUCUGCAGGAAAUUGUCGACAUCACAUCCGCCGCAGAGGCUCUGAGACCGUACACCGACCCCACCACGGCCAACAAAUGGAAAGCGUCGCUCGAGGCUAUUCUGCCCAAAGGUUAUCAGCUGGUUUCUGAGCAGCAGCUGAUUGGCCUAUGGCUGGUCAUCUAUGCCUCCCCAGAAGUCGUACCGCAGAUCAAGAAUGUUAGUACCACCAGUGUGGGUACUGGCUUGAUGGGCUACAUGGGCAACAAGGGUGCUGUAACAACCCGCAUAGUCUUGGGAGAGACAACGCGACUUGUCUUCAUAAACUCGCACCUGGCUGCUGGUGCAGACAAGGCAUCCUUGGACAGGAGGAAUUGGGACGCUGCUCAGAUCAACUCCCGAACGCGCUUCGACCCCAUCGUUGACGCCUUGGGAUCUUCGCAAAACACAGGUGAGGGUCUGGGUGAAGAAGACUUUGCCUUUUGGUUCGGCGACCUAAAUUAUCGUCUCAACGGUAUGCCGGGCGACGACGUGCGUCGCCUGCUCACGAUUCACACAAAAGACAUGGACAAAGAAGGAGACCAUGGUCGGUCGUCUACAUCUGGUGAUUCCGCAUAUGGCUCAAAGCACUCGUCUGAGGAUACGCGCGACGCCGUUCCCGAGCCAGCAGAACUCGAUCCCGCUUCGCUGCAAACCACCAUCUCGUCGUUGCUGCCGCACGACGAAUUGCACCAGAUGAUGAAAGGCGGCAAGGCUUUCUACGAUGGGUGGGAAGAGGGCCCUGUCCGGUUCCUACCGUCCUAUAAGUACGACAUCGGAAAGGUUGGCGUUUUCGACUCAAGCGAGAAGCGCCGCUGUCCCAGUUGGUGCGAUCGCAUCCUCUACAGGACACGAGCAUCCAAACAGCAAUAUGACAGGCGGAUAGAGGAUCAAGAAGCAGCGCGCAAACACGACGAAGAGAUGAAGUUGAAGGGUAUCGACGUACCAGGAGACUACGAUGUCAUGUAUGAGUACGACCCUGACACCGAUGGGGAGACAUACGACGAGUACGAGGAAAAUGAAGACCCUGAGCCUGAGCCAAUCAAAACAAAGGAUGAUCUUCCUGCUGAGCUGCUACUCGAGUACUACACCACCCACAUGCGCGUCCUCAGUUCCGAUCACAAGCCCUUGAAUGCAGUCUUCAAGUUACAAUACGAUGCUGUCGUUCCGGAGCUGAAGACUGCUAUCCAUGGUGAGGUGGCUCGUGAGAUUGACCGUCAAGAAAACGAGGGUCGGCCGUCGAUUGCGGUGGUAGUAGAACGCGCGACCGGUUCUUCGCCCGACGAUCGGAACAAAACAGAUAGCACAUUUGAAGGAGUAGACUUCGGUGACGUCAAAUUCGCAAAGUCCUCGAGACGCAACAUCACCAUUGCAAAUACUGGACGUGUACCAGCUACCUUUGGAUUCGCCGAUCGCCCGGUAGAUAAAAACCAACCUGCUGGCCCGUUCCCCCCUUGGCUCUCUGUCACUUUCGACAAAGCACAAGACAAGCUCGAUAAGCCAAGGCCAGACGAUAUUCAUCAAUACUUCACACUCGCCCCUGCAGACGUGCUCAAUGUCGAGCUAAAACUCAAGAUCGAGAGUCUGAAUUCAGUGCGCGAUCUCAAUGAAGGGGAUGCUAUGAUCGACGAAAUCCUCGUCCUACGCGUUGAAAAUGGACGCGACCACUUCCUUCCUAUCCGCGCUCAUUGGCAACCGUCGGCACUCGCACGAUCCAUCGACAAGCUGAUCAAGAUUCCCGAAGGCGGUAUCAGGAAACUACAGAAUCAGAUACCAGCCCGUGGCGAGGUAAAAUGGAGCGUGCCUAGGGAAGUAUUCCGGCUGACCGAGGCGAUAGAAGACUUGACGGAGCGAACCCUAGCCGAGUGGGACAUGACCAAGAGUGAAGGAGAGAGGGCACCUUGGCAGGAUAAUGCAGGGUGGCCUUUUGUCAAGGGUCGGAGUGGCAGCGGACAUGAUUGGGAAGACGAGCUCGCAGAAAUCUACGACGCGCUCGACUGCGAUACGCCAUUCAUCGAUGCGUUUUAUCCAGAGACCCGCAGUAAAGAGCGCGUUGAGAUGUUGGCCGAAGCCCUCAUUACCUUUCUGACUAGCCUCACCGACGGCGUAAUUACUAAGAGCCUAUGGGAGAAGUUGGAAGAAGCGUUAGCUCGCCGCGAGAAGGCUGCGAGAACUACACCAUCUCUCGACUACUCCACUGAUGAUGAGAAGAUGACCAUCCUAGAGGUAUUGGCAACAGCGCCCAACCACAACGCUACCUUCCUCCUCACACUAUCCUUCCUCCAGAAUAUCGCGAACCAGAUCACCGAGGUGUCAAAACCGCGCCCAGAGGAUAGCAGCAAGAGAGCAAGCGUAGACAUGAGCCUUCCGUCCAGCCCUCAAGCAAAGGUUAGAAGGAAGACACUAAGCAAGGUGCCGGAAGUCGCUAUUCGACAGCUUAUUGUGAGGAACUAUGCUGUCGUCUUUGCGGAAUGCUUGGUCAAAUGGAAGGAUGGGGGAAAGGAGAAGGACAAGGCAGCUAGGAAAGAGAGGAUGGUUGGAGUGCUGGAAUUGUUCUUGAAGCAGGACUAA